GCAGGCGUAAGCAGUUCCAAUAAAUCAGAUUCACUUGAGUUUAUCCAGUUUGGACUUUAGUUACUGCAACUGCCGUACGGGAUCACAAGUGGAUAUCAAACCGAAUCACGAAGCUCACAAACUUAUUCCAAUCGGUGUCAAAUGGGCCACAAACCUAAUCGCCCGAUGACGUUCCUGAUGUUCGUAUUGACAGUCCUUCAUUCAACCCAUCUGUUUUAUCCUACUCUUGGAGAGUCAGGAAAUCGCGGAAAUGAUUGUCCGGAGAGUAAACCAUGGCCAUGUCGUACACCGAAUAUCUGCUUAUCCUUCGCCCUCAUAUGCGACGGUGAACCGGAUUGUCCGGAUGUGUACGACGAAGAUCAAGAAAUGUGUACAGCAAUGUUGAGGCCUGCAGAAGAGCACCUGCAAGGAUUUAUUAACAAGUACAGGAAGUGGCUGAUCCCCGACAUUCUUGGAGAGGGAAAACCAGAAGAAUUGGCCACCAAAUUGGUUGAGAGCAAAACCAUUGUGGAUUAUGUCAAGUCAGCCCACUUGACGAAGGAGCAGACGAAACGGCUUGUCGAUUUACUAACUGGAGUCAAAUCCGGCAAGCAAAUUAUGCUCCACAUGAUGGGAAUGCCACUGGGUGCAUGGAGCGAAUUAUAUUUGCUGUUCUACCGUAUCUAUAUGAGUGGGUUUCUCGACAACGUGGAGCAACUAGAAAGCUUGGAGAACAGAAGUGACAAGCAGAGAGAAGAGUUUUGGACCAAACGCCGCUAUCGCCCGUACUUUCAAGCUAACUAUCCACCAUACUAGUUAGAAUGAGCAUACGUCAUAUCAUAUCAUCAAUAACAAUGAUAUCGUCAAUCGUCGCAUUAUCGAUGAUCGUGAAAACAUUGGUAUCGUAAGUGUAUCGAUCGAAGUAAU
Molecule: messenger RNA, 906 nt
Organism: Dicrocoelium dendriticum
Lineage: Eukaryota; Metazoa; Platyhelminthes; Trematoda; Plagiorchiida; Dicrocoeliidae
Source: the annotation of a GenBank genome assembly